Molecule: messenger RNA, 1181 nt
Organism: Limulus polyphemus (Atlantic horseshoe crab)
Lineage: Eukaryota; Metazoa; Arthropoda; Merostomata; Xiphosura; Limulidae
Product: nose resistant to fluoxetine protein 6-like
Exons: 8
Coding region: 96-1148 (350 amino acids)
Molecular function (GO): acyltransferase activity, transferring groups other than amino-acyl groups
Source: RefSeq, a predicted model, not a curated record
UGAGUUACUCAGCAUUCCGGAAACUGAAGUUAUCGAAUGGUCAUCUGAACUGUUUGAGGUAUUUUUUACACCGAUACUGGAGGCUGACUCCUCCAAUGAUGUUAGUCAUCUCUUUGAUGUUCAUCCUUCCUCUGCUAUCUUCUGGACCAUUCUGGCAUCGAGUAGUCGAGCGUGAAAUACAACACUGCAGAACCACCUGGUGGGCGAAUAUGUUUUACUUUAACAAUUUCAUACGUAAAAAUUCGUCGUGCAUACCCCCACUGUGGUACGUCGCAGCGGACAUGCAACUGUAUCUUUUAUCUCCCAUUCUUCUAGUUGCUUUUAGCAGAUGGCCUCGCGUUGGUUGGAGUCUUAGCAUCAUUGGCGUUGUGACAUCUUGGUUUGUGAUAGCAGUUAUUACGAUAUGGAAAGAUUUCCCACCUUCCAAUAAUUUCCUGAGUAGCGACAUAGACAAAAUCAUUGACAUGGAAUUCCACAUACACUGGAAGCCUUACGUGCAUAUGGGACCGUACAUCGUAGGCUUAACAACAGGAUAUGUUCUGCUCAACCACCAAAACAUUAAGCUGAGCCCUGUCGCUGUGGUUGUUGGAUGGAUCGUUACAACAUUAUCAACUCUAGCAGUAGUGUUUGGAGCGUAUAGCUGGAUGAACGGAAUAAGGCCUAAUGUCGUUGUUGGAAUACUUUAUGCUGCUGUUCAUAGAACUGUGUUUGCUUUAGGCUUAGCAUGGAUAACGUUCGCUUGUUUCAAGGGUUACGGAGGUCCUGUUAAUGCCCUAUUGUCAUGGCAACCAUUCAUAGUUCUCGGCCGCUUGACCUACAUGGCGUACCUUGUGCAUUCAUUGGUAAUUUUCGUGGUUGUAGGAACAACAAAAGAAAGGAAGUUUUUUAGUCAUUUCGAACUUGUCUGCAGUUUCCUAGUUUAUCUGGUACUAUCAACAGCGAUAUCCUUACUUCUUCAUCUGGUCUUUGAACGUCCUUUCAUCAAGCUAGAACAAGGUCUUUUUCCAGAGCCCAGAUCACUCGCGCCUGCGCACAAUAGCUCACCAGUGAACCAGGAAGAAGUUGAAAUUGGUCGAGUUGUAUCACUAGUUGAAACAGCGCGGUGUCCACAAACCAACGAAAAUAGUAUCAUUACUUCGAAACUGUAACUAACAGAAGGGGUGUUUUAUUAUUUUUUUUAA